AUGCAGGAGGAGAACCUAAUAAGUUGGCCGAAUGAAGCGCGUGCCCUUCAAAUUGCUGUGGCCUUUGAAAGCACCUACUCCUUCCCAGGUACCACAGGAUGCAUUGACGGGACGGAGAUACGGAUCAAGGCCCCUACCUGGUGUCCUUCAUCGUAUAUCAAUAGGAAGGGGCAUCAUUCAGUCACUUUGCAAGCAGUAUGUGACAACGAGAUGAGAUUCAUCGACUGCUAUGCCGGUGAAGCAGGUUCGGUGCAUGAUGCCGCAGUGUUUCGCCGUGCCCCACUCUCCUUGGAAAUGAGAAAGGAAGGUGUAUUUCCAGGAGGCACGCACAUUUUAGGUGAUGCAGCCUACCCCUUGCAGUCAAACUUACUUGUGCCAUACAAGGAUAAUGGGCACCUAGCUGAGCACCAGGUGCUGUACAAUGCAAUACGUUCUAGCACACGGUGCACCAUCAGCGAGCCUUUGCCCAACUAA
Messenger RNA from Ornithodoros turicata, 474 nucleotides. RefSeq names its product putative nuclease HARBI1. Bases 1 to 474 code for a protein of 157 amino acids. NCBI's taxonomy places the organism in Eukaryota, Metazoa, Arthropoda, Arachnida, Ixodida, Argasidae. The record is from RefSeq and is a predicted model, not a curated record. The transcript has 2 exons.